AUGAUUCUACGGCUUCUUUUGCAUUGCUUGCAGUUCCGGAAUUUAUGGUCACACUUCAUACCAACCUCCGGUCUUGAAGUGUUCUGUUCUGUUACUAAAAUCAUGUCUUCACGGAGACGAGUGCAAAAGAUCAGUUAUUCGGAAGAUCUGGAUGACGAUGAUGAUUACUAUGGACGCUCCUAUGAAGAAGAAGUUCCCAUGUCACCUAGCGUUACUGGAUACAUGUAUCAACGUCAGCGGAUGGCUCCCGAAUUCAAACUUGGGUCAAAGUUAAGUGAUUUUAUACCGGAAGAGCGUCCAGCGCCAGGCAAAGACGAUUAUGGCGAUGACGAUAUGUUUGAUAUGGAAGAAGACAACACAAAUAAUGCACAGCCUGACAAACACUCAGCUCCAUCGACUUCCGCUGCAUUGGAUAUGGGCCCACCACCCGGUUUAGGAUUUGAUGAGCCGCCCCUGCCAUCCAAACCCAUUGUGGUGUCUUUGGGGCCCAUUGCAGGGUAUGAAGAUGAAAAGCCACCGGUUCCGAGUGUUGCAAAUCUUCGCAUCUCUGACCGUAACGAUAGUGACUCAAAAUCACCAACAAGAAAGAAAACGGGUCUGAACGCAUCUCUGGGAACAUUGCCUGCAAAUUCAAGCAGUCACAGGCUAAAUCAGUUGGCAGCGAUCACCUCAGCGCCAUCUACACCAAGGAGAACAAGGCGUCGAGAUGAGGGCAAGGAACUUAUUAAUCUGGUUGUUGUCGGUCACGUAGAUGCAGGAAAGAGUACGCUCAUGGGGCAUCUACUUUACCAGCUGGGCUGCGUUGAUCAGCGCACGAUUCACAAAUACAAGCAGGAGUCUGCACGUUCGGGAAAGGCCUCAUUCGCUUUUGCUUGGGUUUUGGAUGAGACAGAAGAGGAACGUUCCCGUGGAGUCACGAUGGAUAUUGCAAAGACAACAUUUGAAACCAAAACGAAACGUGUUUUACUGCUGGAUGCCCCCGGACACAAGGAUUUUAUUCCGAAUAUGAUUACCGGUGCGUCGCAAGCUGAUGCUGCAAUACUUGUUGUGAAUUCAACCCGAGGAGAAUUUGAAACUGGAUUUGAAAAUGGCGGGCAGACUAGGGAACAUGCAAUGUUGCUGCGCUCCUUGGGAGUCACGCAGCUGCUUGUAGCCGUUAACAAACUAGAUACUGUCGAUUGGUCAGAAGAACGUUUCAGCGAAGUCGAAGCAGCGAUAAAAUCCUUUCUGACAAAGCAGGCAGGUUUCAGCCAGCUUCGCUUUGUACCUGUUUCUGGUCUCAAUGGGGAAAAUCUCGCGAAAAGAGUGCCAGAAAACCAUCCUCUCCGAAAAUGGUACAAUGGCGAAUGUUUGUUAGAAUUCAUAGACAAGUUCUCUGCACCAACUCGUGCUAGCGAGGGACCCUUACGGAUUGUAAUCAAUGAUGUUUUCAAGGCGACUCAAACGCAGUUAUGCUUGAGCGGGAAAAUUGAAUCAGGAGAAGUAGAAAUGGGCGAUAAGGUUUUCAUAAUGCCAAACGCCGACGCCGCUACUGUGAAAGCCUGUUCUAAUGACGAUGGAGGAGCUGUGGAUAGCUGUAUCGCAGGUGAUCACGCUCUUUUGACUUUGAAUGGAGCAUUUGAGCCGGAUACCAUACAAGCUGGUCACGUCAUCGUUCGCGCAGGCCCAGACGCCCUAAUGCCUUGCUGCAGAUUUCUUGCCAGAAUUGUGGUAUUUGACAUAGUUGUUCCCAUAAUGAAAGGAACAAGAGCAGAAUUGUAUUGUCACUCCUUAUGUGAACCGUGUACAAUUGUGAAACUUGUCUCGUCGAUCAAUAAGGCAGAUGGUCAUGUUAUCAAGGAAAGACCAAGGUGCUUGUCGAAGCAGAUGAGCGGACUGGUUGAGAUUGAGACCGAACGGGAAGUUGCUGUCGAAGCAUAUACAAACUGCAAAGCCCUUGGACGAAUUACACUCCGAGCAGGAGGUCAAACAAUAGCUGCAGGCAUCAUUGAGAAAAAAUUGAGUUGAACUUUCAUUCUUUAUUAGUAGUCGUUAUGCAAUGGAAGUCUUCUUGUUCUGCUUUCCUUUUUAUCAUCCCAGAUCAUUAUUUUACGCUUGCCAUCCACUUUCCCUUUCUUUGUUUUCACAGGUUCUAUACUAAUUGAGUGCGGCCUUAUGCUAUCACAUUCUUGUUGUGUUAUAGCUCUUUUGAAGCCUAAAGCUGUUUUUUCGUCAUGAUGCUACUUGUUGCUUGGAGUGCAUGGGUAUAGCUCGUAUCAUUAUUGUUACAUUAUCACAUCAGUUUGAAACAUGCAACUUGUUGUGCAUUUCUAAGCAUCA
Messenger RNA from Cylicocyclus nassatus, 2319 nucleotides. Lineage: Eukaryota; Metazoa; Nematoda; Chromadorea; Rhabditida; Strongylidae. The record is from the annotation of a GenBank genome assembly.